Adineta ricciae is the source of this 561-nucleotide messenger RNA. The record is from the annotation of a GenBank genome assembly. Lineage: Eukaryota; Metazoa; Rotifera; Eurotatoria; Adinetida; Adinetidae.
AUGAUAAAAUUCAUUUACACAGUAACGAGCACCUACACAUUGUUUAUUGUUGUUCUACUGAGCAUCGCUACAGUCAGUUGGGCUAGUUCAUGUGAUUAUACUCAAAGAACAUGCUACGGCAACUUUGGAACUUGGUGUUGUUCAGCUGAUGCAACAUGUGGAGCUAGCGAUGGUGUAUGUUACGAAUCAUCAAAUCUCCCACCAGCUGUGAUUGCUAUUAUUAUUAUUGUUUCAAUCUUCUGUUUUGUCGUAUGCUUAAGUUGCUGUAUACAAUCUCGUCAACGGGAACAACGUUUACGUGCUGCUGCAGUUAAUUCACAAACGCGAUUAUAUCCAGCUUCGUAUCAAAAUAAUACUAUACGUGGCCCAAUACGAGUAGUUCAAGUACGACAUGCGUCUCACGUCAGAGCUGUUCCAUCAGUAGCCACAUUGCCAAGCCUAUAUGAAGCACCACCACCGUCAUACGAAAUAGCUGUUGCAACAUCUCCAUCGGUACAUCAACUACCAGCAUCUCCACCUAUGACGGCAACAGUUGAACAAUCUGAUGUUUCUAAUGUGUAA